Molecule: messenger RNA, 3754 nt
Organism: Silurus meridionalis
Lineage: Eukaryota; Metazoa; Chordata; Actinopteri; Siluriformes; Siluridae
Gene: dacha
Product: dachshund a
Exons: 14
Coding region: 533-2494 (653 amino acids)
Source: RefSeq, a predicted model, not a curated record
ACAAAUAAUCAGCGGCAAUAAUCAUAGAAAUUAAGAAAUGGAAAUGGAACUUUGAAACUGAUCAAUUACAAUAGCGAAAUAUGUAUAGCUUACUAGUGGGAGUCUAAUAAAGGAAAAUAUCGAAUGUAUUAUGUUAAACAUCAAAUACCUUAUUUGCAUGAAUGUGUCUUCCUAAUUUUUUUCUUAAGGUUAUUCAAACCUCUGUCCGAAACUUCUCUUCUGCUGCGCACCACUAAUAACAAAAGGUUAAAGACAGUAGAGCGCAGGGAGGCGAAGGCGCGCGUUGUGGCGCCGCUCAUUGGUGAAAGAAGAGUCAGUUCACAUGGCGGUGGGUUUGGCUUAAUGCAUCCGCUGAGUCGCUGUCCUCUUUAUUGUAAACCGUCCCGUCCACGAGGAGCGUGCUAGUUUUCCCUGUCGCAUGAGAAGCACCGCGUGAAAUUACGCGGGGAAAAGGAGAAGGAGCACAGCAAACUGGUGCAUUCGCAGGAGAGAAUAGUAUUAGAGAAAAGGAAAAAACUUAAAAGAAAGAAAUAUGGCCGUGUCGGCAACUCCGCCGGUGCUUUCCCCGAGCUCGACACCGGGCGCGGGCGCUUUAUUCCGGCCUGACCCGCUGUACUCCAGCCCAGCCGAGUCUCCGCGACUCACCGGUAACAUGAUCAAUGCUUUUCUCAGCAGCGGAGGAGGCGGCCAUGCGAGCAGCAACGGCACCAUCGGAACCACAAGUAAUAGCAGCAAUAACGAGUGCAAGAUGGUCGACGUGCACGGGGUCAAAGUAGCCUCGUUCACUGUAGACGGACAGGAACUGAUCUGCCUACCACAGGUGUUCGACCUGUUCCUAAAGCACCUUGUGGGCGGCCUGCAUACCGUCUACACCAAACUCAAGCGACUGGACAUCUCACCUGUGGUGUGCACCGUGGAACAGGUGCGCGUGUUGCGCGGCCUCGGCGCGAUCCAGCCUGGCGUGAACCGCUGCAAACUCAUCAGCCGUAAGGACUUCGAGGCGCUCUAUAACGACUGCACAAACGCCAGCUCUCGUCCUGGCCGUCCUCCCAAGCGUUCUCUAGGGAUGUCAAUGCAGGAUGGUUCCAGGCUUCUUCCCCACAGUGUUCACGGGCUUCUGUCUCCAAGCCUGUUGUCCCCUACAGGUCUGACUGCAGCAGCUAUGGCAGAGGCAAUGAAGCUGCAUAAGAUGAAGUUCAUGGCCAUAAACAGCAUCCAUGGAGCAAGCAAUCACAAUGGCAAUGAGUCUGAAAAUGAAGAGCUCAACUCCAAUGCAGAGAAGCAUUAUGUGGCGGCAGAUGAUUCCUUGGCGGGAGUCAGGGUAAACAGCCAUGAAAAUGCCACCCUGGCAGAUGGGGGCAGUGAGUCAUCCUGGGAUAAGGAAAAACUACAGUCGCCCCCCUCAUCUGGAACACAGCAUGGUUUGGCCCAUGCCAGCCUCUCUGGUUCACACCUCACCUCACUACAGCAGAGCCACCUCCUGGCCAACCGUCUAGAUCUUCCUUUUAUGAUGAUGCCCCACCCUCUUUUGCCUGUCAGUCUGCCCCCUGCCUCUGUUGCUAUGGCAAUGAACCAGAUGAACCACCUCAACACCAUCGCCAACAUGGCUGCUGCUGCACAAAUGCACAGCCCCCUGUCCAGAUCUGGAGCAUCCGUCAUCAAGGAUUGUGUGCAGGAUAGUCCAUCUCCAGCUCAUUCAGUGGAAGAAGCACCUCAUCCAGGCUCACAGCCCUCUUGCCACUCCAGCAGCAGUGUAUCUAGCUCUCCACAUCCACACCCACAGAGCCCUGAGCACCUUGUGCUGAAUCCAACGGAUGUUGAACUUGCAGACAGAGAGACUGGCAUUAACAUGAAGAAAAUCAUCAAAGAGAAGGAUGGCAGUCUCCACCUCAGAGUUGCAGAACUGGGAGGAGAUGGAGAAAAUAUGCCCCCAGAUGAAGCUCAGAUAGCCUUGCCCCUACUGAAGUCAGGUUUUGAGAAACUUCCUUUGGGUGCUCAGACUCUUCCGCCAGGCUUUCCUGCUCCAUUCCUCUUCACUGAGGGCCUCUCCUCUGUUGAAACAUUGCUGACCAACAUUCAGGGCCUGCUAAAGGUAGCAGUGGACAAUGCACGUGUGCAAGAAAAACAGGUACAGCAGGAGAGGAAAGAGCUCAAGAUGGAGCUGUACAGAGAACGAGAAAUGAGAGAGACUCUGGAGAGGCAGCUAACUUCUGAGUUCCACAGUCGAGCUACCAUCCAGAAGCGCCUGAAGAAGGAGAAGAAGGUGAAGAGAAAGCUGCAGGAGGCUCUGGAUUUUGAGUCGAAGAGGAGAGAACAGGUGGAACAGGCCCUCAAACAAGCCACCUCUCCUGAGAGCCUCUGCAUGAGUCUCAAUGGUGCGCUUCUUUUCACUGAAGCAGUGAUGCCAGAAGUGGAACCUGAGCAUAAUGGCAAUCAGCAGGACUCAGCCAUGCAAGAAAAUAGACCCUACUCCAAACCUCCCAUUAUGUAUUGAGAUGUAUGUGAAGCUCUUCUUUAUAUUACUCCUCACCAGUAGAUGGCUUCCUCACUCCAUUUCUGAACUUUUUGACACUGACAUUGGAGUUUUCAUAGAGGCAAGUGCUGAAGUUGAUGACCACUGACCAUCAAACCCUUUGUACAGGACUCGAGUGAGUGUGUGUAAUGUGGCCCUGUGCUCAACCUAAGGAGUGCUGUUGUUGGCAACUUCCCAAUGCAUCACAACAAUUUGUAAAAAAAAAACCAAACAAACAAAAAACAUCUUUGUUUUACAUGAACAUCUAUGUCCUACACAUUUUGGAAUGUUUCUUCAGGAUAAAGAUAUACUUUGCUGUCAACUGUUUCCCUUUUUGCUGAAACCCACAUCAGUGUCCUCCUUUUUACUUACUGUUCUCAGGACACAUUUACGAUUGUUUUUGCUUUUAGCCGACUCAGUGUACAGCAGUGAUACUGAACAGCUAAAGCAACUAAAGCAAAUGACCAUGGAUAACAUGUUAAUUUUAUUGAAAACCAGCAAAUUAUAAACUGUUAGCAUUUGUUGCUUCAUCUUUGCCUCCUUUUAAAAAAUAUAUCAUACUGUUAUUUAGGAAAUGUAGAAGCAUCACAUUUUCCUACCCAGAGUGUUUAUCAUAUUGUUUAUUUUGUUUUUAUUUUUUAGUUAGCAUUUUAAGCAGAUAUUUGAGAAGUGAUGUGGAAAGUUUUUGUAUUUUGGGCUCUGCCCCUCUGACAAUAGUUUCUAUAUUGUUUCUAAAGAGAAAAAAAAUGAAAAUCAAAAAAAUGCUAUAAAUACAGGUUAACUGUAAUUCCCCUUCUGGUUUUAUCUUUGUUUAUAAAUACUUGUAAAAACGCUUCAGCAUUUGCUAUUCCAUUGUCAUUAUGAAGUGGAUACAGUUUUAGUGAUGAAAGAAAAUAAACAGAUGUUAAAAAAAAAAAAAAAAAAAAAAAAUUGUAAUAAAAAUUGAAGAACCUUAAUGCACAUCUGAUGCAAGCAUGCUUGUAGAUACAAUACUGAUGACACUGAUGACAAAUGGCACUGUUUCAAGAUUAAGAGCUGCCGAUUCUCAUCUAUUUUUUAAAAGUUUCUGGAGAAAGGUAAACCAUGGUUAUGAUUCUGGCAGCUAUUGAUGAUGCUACAAAAGGACAACCACAAAUUCCAAAAACAUUGCCCAUAACACGACAAAUAAAACACCCCCAUUGACAUUAUCUUCAUAGAUUUUGGGUUUUGUUUUUGGAGUAAUAAAUUUGAAUUUGAAGACUU